Cuscuta europaea is the source of this 1476-nucleotide messenger RNA. The record is from the annotation of a GenBank genome assembly. NCBI's taxonomy places the organism in Eukaryota, Viridiplantae, Streptophyta, Magnoliopsida, Solanales, Convolvulaceae.
CUCCCAUAUGCUUAGGUGGGCUUGAUUUUCUCUAGAAAUGCGUCAGAUAAGAAAUCUCCCUUACUCCCGUCGCAGAAAAACAACAACCGGAAAUGUCUGUGCUGAGUCUGCUGACUGGGGGUUCUUUUCUUUUUGUGUUUCUUCUCGUUGCCAACAAUAUUGAUUGUGGGAAAGGGUAUCCUUCCUCCGUGGAUCCUAAUGUCCAGCAGCAGAAACUGGAUGCAAUAUCGGACUUGCCAGGUCUGGGCUUUAAUGUCAGCUUUGCUCAUUAUUCUGGGUAUGUGACUGUGAACGAGGAGUCUGGCAGAUCUCUCUUUUACUGGUUCUUUGAGUCUGUCGAGGAUCCUUCUUCCAAACCUCUUGUUCUUUGGCUCAAUGGAGGGCCUGGAUGUUCAUCCAUUGCUUUUGGGUUGGCCGAGGAAGUUGGGCCUUUUCAUGUUGAGAAAGAUGGGAAGACUCUAUAUUGGAAUCCUUACUCUUGGAAUUUAGUCGCAAAUCUGUUGUUUGUUGAUUCUCCUGUUGGGGUUGGUUAUUCGUAUUCAAAUACUUCGUCUGAUAAUCUUAGUAAUGGUGAUAAAAGGACAGCUGCAGAUUCCCUUGAGUUCUUGCUGAAAUGGUUUGAACGGUUUCCACAAUAUAAAGGAAGAGAGUUUUAUCUCACAGGAGAGAGCUACGCCGGGCAUUAUGUUCCUCAGCUAGGUCAGGCCAUUGUCAAGCACAAUACCAAUGUAAAGGACAAUGUGAUCAACUUAAAAGGUUUCAUGGUGGGAAAUGCUUUGACUGACGACUACCAUGACCACUUGGGUCUUUUCCAAUUUAUGUGGGCUUCUGGUAUGAUUUCUGAUCAAACAUUCAAGCAAGCAAACCUUUUGUGUGACUUCCAAUCGUUUGUCCGCCCCUCAGAGGAAUGUGAAAAGAUUUUAGAUAUUGCUAGCGAAGAAUAUGGAAAUAUUGAUGUCUACAGCAUAUUUACCCCAACAUGUACAUCAAAUUUAAAUGUAACGAGCGGGGUAUUAAAAAAGAGUGAUAAGUUAGGUCUCCUAAGAAGAAGCUAUGAUCCUUGCACAGAGAAACACUCAACUAUCUACUUCAAUCUUCCUGAAGUUCAGAAGGCUCUUCAUGUUCAUACUAGAGAUUCAUCAUUUAAAUGGGUUACCUGCAGUGAUGAGGUAUAUGAUUCCUGGAAGGAUUCUCCUAGGACUGUGUUGGACAUCUAUCGUGAACUUUUAAGUUCAGGACUUCGCAUUUGGGUAUUCAGUGGUGAUACAGAUGCUGUAAUCCCUGUCACAUCAACACGUUAUAGUCUGGAUGCUCUCAAACUUCCCACGGUUGGCUCUUGGCGUGCUUGGUAUGAUAACGGACAGGUUGGGGGAUGGACACAAGAAUAUGAAGGGUUGACAUUCGUCGCUGUAAGAGGAGCAGGCCAUGAAGUUUCUCUACACAGACCCAAACUUGCCCUCACUCUCCUGGAGUCUU